Messenger RNA from Mus caroli (Ryukyu mouse), 2719 nucleotides. The record is from RefSeq and is a predicted model, not a curated record. Lineage: Eukaryota; Metazoa; Chordata; Mammalia; Rodentia; Muridae.
GGCCCGGGCCCGGGCAUCAUGUGAUCGCUCGCGGGCGCCAAGUGAUGACGCAGAGCGCGCGCGGGUCGUUUCAGCCACAGAAGAAGUGGGCUGAGGAAAGGAGUCGGGGUCUGGGCGUGCGACGUUCGGCUAGAUAUCACCGAGCUAGGUGGGACAGCCAGGUAACAAUUUCAAGAUGCCAGGACGGUCCAGUACAAGUUCAGGUUCUACCCGUUACAUAUCCUUCAGUGGCGUAGAGUCAGCUCUUUCCUCCUUAAAAAACUUCCAAUCCUGUAUCAGCUCUGGAAUGGACACAGUUUCUAGUGUUGCCUUGGACCUUGUGGAGACUCAAACUGAAGUGAGUAGUGAGCACAGUAUGGACAAGGCCAUGGUUGAGUUUGCUAAAAUGGAUCGAGAACUAAGCCAUUAUGUUAAGGCUGUCCAGUCUACAAUCAAUCAUGUAAAAGAAGAACGUCCAGAAAAAGUACCAGAUUUAAAAUUACUGGUAGAGAAGAAAUUUUUGGCUUUACAGGAUAAGAACUCUGAUGCCGACUUUAAAGAGAAUGAAAAGUUCGUGCAGUUCAAGCAACAGCUGAGGGAGCUGAAGAAGCAAUGAACUCGCAGGCUGUUUCCCACAGCGAGGGCGCCAUUUUACAUUUCCACCAGCAGUGUCUGAGGGUUCCAAUUGCUUCCCGUCCUUGCCGGCACUUGUCACUGCCUGUCUUCCUACUGUGGCCAUUGUAGUGGGUGUGGAGUGUGGCUCGUUGUUUUACCUUACACUUCUCUGAUGAAUUAAUGUUGUGCUGUUUAUAUUACUAACCUAGGCAGAAGUUUAAAUCUUAUACUUUCAUAUAGAAACCACUGCAUAUUACUGGAUUAACCAGUAAUUUUGAAGCAAAACCAUAGUUCUGUGCCAGAUAAAUGUUGUUCAUGAAGUUAUACUUGAAAAAAAAAACAUAAAGUAAAAUGACUUGGGAUGACGAUGACACACUCACCUGGGACAUUAGUUUUGCAGUAUGAAUUCAUCUGCAGUGUUCUUUAUCUGCACUACUAAAAUGCUGUUGUGUGACAUUUACUGGAUAAUCCAGACAGCACUUGACUAAAUCUACAGUGUGGUGUCACUGGGUAAACACUUGAGAAUGGAAAUGUGUAUCUCUUCUGGUUUUAUCAGUUGAGAUUAAAGGUGGUUUAUAGCACAGGAAACCUUUUCUGCACCACUCUGUAUCUCAGUGUGGGCCAAUAAUCUGUCACCUGAAACCACUUAAAAUAGGUUGGGCUUUCUUGACUGUCCUGUUGCUGUGAUGACAUCAGGAUCUGACUGCAGAGGGGAGAAAGAACACUUCUCUGACUUGUUUGCCUCCGUGUCCUUUGUCCCCAGUUAAAAGCACUGCCCUUCUUUAGCCCUUACCUCUGUCUGGUUCUCAGAUGUUUUCUACACCGUCUGUCUCUGUGCAGCUCCUCGUCUGCUCACAAUUGUUUCUGUCAAGGAAAGCUCUGUGUGCAGCUUGGAAGUGUGUGAGAUUCACCAGCUCUAGAUAUGUACAAAAUGAGGAGGGGCUGGUGGAGGAAAAAAGUAUCUCAAACCAAACUCCAAAGAUGCUUUUCCUAGAAGAGUCUCAGGACAGCUUUGAAAGCUCCCCAGGACAGAUAACUUCACAGGAGACCAGUGGUCCUCACUGGCACAGAGAGAGCCUCACCAGAGCUAAGCUUCCUGUGUGCUGUGCAUUCCUGACUGCAUGCAGCACUGUUUGCUGAGGGCCUGCAGGGGACCAAGGAGAAAAGAGAAAGAAAGAGUGGCUAUGGCUAGUUCCUCCCUUCUUAGUUUCUACCUCUGCCUUAUCUGCUCCUCAUCUUACUGUGGGCCUGUGGCUCGGCUGGGGAGUGGUUCCAAAGAAUAACUAGAUUGAUUGGCAGGACUUGAAUUCUGCCACCCCAGAGUAAUGGGAGGCAACAACCUCAGACCCUUAAGCUGGUUUAAGCCUUCGUGAGUUCUCUUUUGACACUUUUUGAAACACUGCUCUGGGUAAAGCAAGCACAUUGUGGCUACUAAAGAUCCUGGACGACUGGCUAACCCUGGACCACGUGCCUUCAGGACUGUUACAGAGGAACUAGAUAGGAAUCAUUGAUAGGUUAGUAGCCAUUGUGGUUUGGUUCUGAUUUUUAAAGUGACAGCAAGAUCAGUGAUGGCAAGUGCUUGUUGGACUGGACCGUUUGCUAAGAUUGUGCGAAUAGCUGUGCACAGGCUCCGGGCUCAUUUUUUUCCAUAGCCCUCUGACAUGACAGGGUCAACCUUCAAGUGAGCUGUAAUGAAACUUAGUGCAUCCCCGCCGUAUCCAGUGUGCCCUUAGCUUAACACUCAUCUAUCUGUGACCUGACAUAGUGAAUGUGGUGGGUCCCUGCUCCCACAAGUCCUAUGAGGAGUGGUGGGGAGGAGGUAUAGGAGUAGAGAGGGCUGUACAGCAAGAACUUACCCACAUUAGGAAGCCAGCUGACAGGUUUGGCUGUGGCCGAGCUUAUUUUCCAUUGGAUUCUGAGUUUCCUUGCAGCAGUUUUUACGGAAAGCUUCAAGCUCCUUGCCUUCACAUUCCCACACAGGAGGGGAUGAUGGCCGAGGAAAAGCGGAUUCAUUUGUUCCUGUAACAAAAGAGUCAAAUGUACUUCUGUGGAACAAAAAUGCAUUGGGAAUUUUGCUUGUUGUUUUCUAUUACGAAAUUGAAAUAAAAAAGGAAUGUUACCUGUA